AAGAAAAAUUCAUAGAAAAUCGAUUAUAGUUUUGAUAUUGACAAAUUGUGAACUUUGUGAAAAAUAAUUAUAAAAUAUAGUAAUUGUGAAGCAGUGAAAUAAUGAAUAAUCAACUUACGCGCAAUAAUUUGCAAGAAUUCUGUCGAACUUGCUUAAGCAGUUUGCAAAAACGUCGCAAACGUGAAAAGGAGGAUACGCCUACUAGUUUUCAACAGCUGAAGGUUAAGGUUAAUCAAGGAGAUGACGAAAAUGAUUCUGAAACAAAUCAUAGUUAUAAUCUUAGUCUGCUACCGCAAUUGCAAAAAUUAUUCAUGUUAUUUACUUCCUUGGAAAUAUCAGAGGAUAGCGAUGAAGAUGCUUACCCACGAAGUCUAUGUCAACUAUGCUAUGAAAAAAUGAUUGAUUUCCAAGAGUUUCGAAACUUGGCCAUUAAUUCUGCGGAAGUCUUAUACAAAAUUGUUAAUAGUUUGGAUGAUGAAAUGCCCAAAACUUCUGCUGAGACACCAACGUUUCAAACAAUUGAAAUUACUAAAGAGAUAAAAACAGAGACUGUAGUAAGGGAAAGAAGCUACCAAUUCAAUGAUGACGAUGAUGAUGAUGAUCAGUUGCUUUUACCAGAACUAGCUCCGUUGAUGGAACGACCAAUUAAAACAGAACCGGAAAACUAUUAUAAAUCUGAGUCUGAAACUAUAUUACCAAAUGAUGAUAAUUCGGAAAAUUCAUCGAAUGUUGUUGUAAAGCAUGAAAUUGAUUCGGAAUACGAGGAAGAUAAUUCCCUAUUCUAUGAACGUAAUGCAUUAAGCGCAGCAGAUAACUCAGUUAGCGAUGAUGCAGAUGAUGAGGAACAUGCUUUGAGAAAUGGCGCGGCCAAUACGUCCAGUAUGUCUCUUAAUAACUCACCAGUAACUGUAGGAGGAAGACAAAGGUUUAGUGCAUCCUCCCGUAAACGCGAUCGCAACAAAAAGUCAUUAAAGUGUCCUCGUUGUGAUAAACAAGUCUAUAAAAAAGUGUACCUGGACGCUCACAUUCGGGCCGUGCAUGAAGGGUUUGAGAAGCCGUUUCUUUGUUUGGAAUGUCAAAAGGAUUUCACACGCUACGAACAUCUACAUACGCAUAUUCAAUCUAAGCAUUUAAUCAAACAACGAUUUAUAUGCGGUUUAAAUGGCUGCGAUGCCGUUUUUAAGUUGAGCAAUACUUUGGAGACUCAUCGACAAGUCGUACAUACAGCUACGUUUUCAUACGGCCUAAAGGAUAUGUUAGAACUUCACCAAGCUCAACUGAAUGAAGAAGUAGAGAUAAACCAUAUCUGUCAACACUGUUUCAAGACAUACAGCUCAAAACGUGCACUCUCCGAACAUUUGAAGCGACAUGCCCAAAUCAAGGAUCAUGUUUGUAAAGUAUGUGGCGUUGCCAAAGUAACGCGCACGGAGCUAUUAACGCAUAUGCGUAUACAUAAACCGAAUCUGGAGAAAUUCAAGUGCAGCAUUUGUCCGCAGGAAUUCAACCAUAAAAAUGCUAUAUCUCGCCAUGUGCGUGUCGUACACGAGGGCCAACGACGCUUUCCAUGCAGUUUUUGUCCCAAACGUUUUGGUACACGUAAUUCGCAAGUAUGCCAUGAACGUCUACACACUGGCGAACGUCCGUUCAAUUGUGAACUCUGUCACAAGCGGUACGCUCAAGUGGAAGGCCUCAAAUCACAUAUGAAAAGUCAUGACAAGAACUUGCGCACACAUGUCUGCUCUUUUUGUUCGCAACGUUUUAUAACAAGAAAAAAUCUAAUCGAUCACGAAAAGCGUCACCGAAGUGAUAAGCCCCAUAUAUGUAACACCUGUAGUCGUGGGUUCUUUUCAAUUGAAGAUCUGGGUGUGCAUAAGCAGUCGCAUACGGAAGAAGAAUUGCGUGAGAUGGCGUGCAAUGAAUAUGAGUUGUAUCAAGAUGCUGGCGAUAGUCUUGGAGAGCACGUAAUGGAAACCGAAUCAAUUAACGACCAAGGCCACCAGGCAUAUAUGGGCUAUAGCAGUUCGCAGAGUAGCAACUGAAUUUCAGACAAAGUGUUUAUAGUAACUGAUUUCGUAUGAACGGAUAAUAUGGCAAUUAUUUUGCAAGCACUCUUAAAUAUCUAUGGAUGUGUAAUUUUUACCACCACUUGCAUAAACUAGCUUGGAAAAUGGCUGCAUUAAUUUAAAUACAAAUAUAUUUAUUAAAUGAUAAAAUUUA
Messenger RNA from Bactrocera latifrons, 2217 nucleotides. Its product is annotated as zinc finger protein 287. The coding region runs from base 102 to 2039 and encodes 645 amino acids. Gene Ontology annotation, cellular component: nucleus. Gene Ontology annotation, biological process: regulation of transcription by RNA polymerase II. NCBI's taxonomy places the organism in Eukaryota, Metazoa, Arthropoda, Insecta, Diptera, Tephritidae. The record is from RefSeq and is a predicted model, not a curated record. Gene Ontology annotation, molecular function: RNA polymerase II transcription regulatory region sequence-specific DNA binding; DNA-binding transcription factor activity, RNA polymerase II-specific; zinc ion binding. The transcript has 3 exons.